This is a messenger RNA of Danaus chrysippus (African queen), 1236 nucleotides long. Lineage: Eukaryota; Metazoa; Arthropoda; Insecta; Lepidoptera; Nymphalidae. The record is from the annotation of a GenBank genome assembly.
AUGGAUAACUAUGCCUUUGUCAGUGAUGAAUUGGUGCUGGAAUCGACUCUGUCCGGAAAACAGGGUCUCCCUACCGCAGAGCCAAUGCCGUCAGUUAUUUGCCUUGAAACAAAGAGGGGCAGGAUCACGGAGCCGAGGAACGUGCUAAUAAAGAUGCCUGCCAGCUCUGAGGAUACCGCUCUGUUGAGCUUGCUGGCGAUCGACAGCAUGGAUGAUAUAGAGUUGAAGAGCAUCCAACUACAAUUCCCGCGUCGGUUCAGUGAUGGUGCUUGCCAGGAGGUGCGAGUGCACACCGAUCGUGGUGACAUUAUGGUGGCCGUGCGCGGGGAACGAACCAAGCCCGCCAUACUGACUUACCACGACAUGGGGCUCAAUUAUACCAGCUUCCAACCGUUCUUCAACUACGUGGACAUGAGAGCGUUGUUGGAGAACUUCUGCGUUCUGCACGUAAAUGCGCCAGGCCAGGAAGAGGGGGCGCCCACGCUGCCUGACGAUUAUGUAUAUCCAACUAUGGACGAGCUCGCCAACCAGAUCAACUACGUGCUGGUUCACUUUGGCAUUAAGAGCUUCAUAGGCUUCGGCGUGGGAGUCGGUGCCAACAUCUUGGCGAGAUUUGCUCUCACCAACCCGGAUAAGGUGGAUGCUCUAACUCUGAUCAACUGUUCUUCGAGCCAGGCAGGCUGGAUUGAAUGGGCAUCUCACAAGAUGAAUUGUCGCGCACUCCGCACUCGCGGUAUGACGCCCGCCGUGGUCGAUUAUCUCAUGUGGUACCACUUCGGAAGGUGUCCCGAGGAGCGUAACGCUGAUCUAUCAGCGAUGUAUCGUUCCUACUUCCGUCGUCACGUGAACGCUGGCAACCUGGCGAUGUUGGUGGACAGCUUCGCUCGUCGCUCCGACCUCAACAUCGCCCGCCAAGCUGGAACUCUUCGCCCGCCUGUCCUUAACCUGGCGGGAGCACUCUCGCCGCACCUCGAGCAAACGGUCACACUCAACAGCCGUCUACACCCAUCCAACUCCACUUGGAUGAAGAUCUCCGACGCUGCCAUGGUGCUAGAGGAGCAGCCUGGAAAAAUUUCUGAGGCUUUCCGUCUGUUUUUGCAAGGGGAAGGAUAUGUGGCGCCGCUGUCUCCAACCAAGAUCGUGUUGUUCCGCCGGCUGUCUGACGCUCGCGUGUGCCGUCACUCGUCCGUCAUUCGCAUCACUGAGAACCCUAUCUCGGAGGCUGUGGUCUGUUAG